Molecule: messenger RNA, 1141 nt
Organism: Hippopotamus amphibius kiboko
Lineage: Eukaryota; Metazoa; Chordata; Mammalia; Artiodactyla; Hippopotamidae
Gene: SKP1
Product: S-phase kinase associated protein 1
Exons: 7
Coding region: 259-750 (163 amino acids)
Biological process (GO): SCF-dependent proteasomal ubiquitin-dependent protein catabolic process
Cellular component (GO): cytoplasm; nucleus
Molecular function (GO): cullin family protein binding
Source: RefSeq, a predicted model, not a curated record
GCCCCAGGGUCCUCGGCGCCUGCGCCCGCUCCUAUAAACGCCGACGCCGCGCCGCUUCGCCGUAUGGGCCUUGUCCUCCGCCUUUCUGUUUUUCUCUCUGCAGACGCCGCCCUGCUCUCCUCAGCCUCCGGCCUGCGAGCUCCUUGAGACCUAACACCGGCGACCGUCAGCCGUCGCGGAACUCGGCUGAAGGCCCAGGCUGGGGCCGGGGGCCUCCCUUGGCUUGGAGCCUUUCGACCCCGUGGACCCAGGGCGAAGAUGCCUUCAAUUAAGUUGCAGAGUUCUGAUGGAGAGAUAUUCGAAGUUGAUGUUGAAAUUGCAAAACAGUCUGUGACUAUCAAGACCAUGUUGGAAGAUUUGGGAAUGGAUGAUGAAGGAGAUGAUGAUCCAGUCCCCUUGCCAAAUGUUAAUGCAGCAAUAUUAAAAAAGGUCAUUCAGUGGUGCACCCACCACAAGGAUGAUCCUCCUCCUCCUGAGGAUGAUGAGAACAAAGAAAAGCGAACAGAUGAUAUCCCUGUUUGGGAUCAAGAAUUCCUAAAAGUUGACCAAGGAACACUUUUCGAGCUUAUAUUGGCUGCAAACUACUUAGACAUCAAAGGUUUGCUUGAUGUUACCUGCAAGACUGUUGCCAAUAUGAUCAAGGGGAAAACUCCUGAGGAGAUUCGAAAGACAUUCAAUAUCAAAAAUGAUUUUACUGAAGAAGAGGAAGCCCAGGUACGCAAAGAGAACCAGUGGUGUGAGGAGAAGUGAAAUUUUGUGUCUGACGCUGUAACACUGUAAGGAUUGUUCCAAAUACUAGUUGCACUGCUUUGUUUAUAAUUGUUAAUAUUAGAAAAACAGUCAACAAAUGCAGCAGCAAAUCAGUUGUAUUAGCCGAAUGUUGUGCUCAUUGCAUGUGUAGUUUCAGUACAGAUUCCAAACUUAUGGCUCCAUUUCUUCUAGUAUGAUCAAAAGUUCUUUUUUCUUUGCUCUGAAUAAAAUUGAACUGUGGGUUCUCUAUGGAAAGUGGCAUUUUGGGCUUUCCCUCUUUUUGUAAAGCAAUUUCUGCCUAGUUUGCUGUCCAGUUAACUUUAGUGACUUUUAAAAGUUGGCACUGUAAAUAAAGCAACUUGCAAAAAAUUUUCUGAAAUAGAAUUAACAA